AUGGUAGAGAAAUGUGGAUAUGGUGUUAGUUCUUCAUGCACAGUACCGAAUUCAAAUGAUGGUCAUGAGUUAUCAGGUAUCAUUUUAAAUUCACCGCCUGUUAAAAAAACGUCUAUUGAAGAAUUUCUAUCAGGGACAUCAACUGUCCCUGGAAUGCACCAGAUACACUGUCGACAUAAAAUACUUCACUUAUCCUGGCAUCCAAAGAAAUUCCUUACGGUAGCUGUAUCAGGCAAUCAGUUGUUUCUUGUUUCAGGUCAGCCAACAUUUAGUGAUACAUUACCUUCACAGAAGGAUUCGAGUCAUUGCUCUUCUUGUUUAUCUAAGUCAACUGACGAUGAGAACAACAUACCUAGUGAACAUUGUGAAGCAAGUUCCACACCUAUAAGAGAUAAGGUUACUUCUAUUUCAUCUCAAAGUUCAGAUGUGAAAGCUGCUAAACGUCGCCGCCGACGUCACCAUCAACUAGAUAGUUCAAAUCCGGUUAAUGCCUUCCCUAACGUAACAGAUAGGAUAGAAAAUCAUGUUUCAGAUAUUGAUGUUCUUCCAGAUGCCUCUGUGGUGUGUGGAAUGGAUUAUGUAACAAAUUACGAAGCGGACCAUGAAGAUAAUUAUGAUGAGCAACAUACCUCUGAAGCGCAACUAGAUUCAAUAAGCUCUGACCCGAACAAUGAAAAUGUCCCAUGUAUAAAUUCCUUGUUUCCAUCAUCGAGAGAAACAUUCUCAACUAAUGUGAACGACGCUUUACAAUGA
Molecule: messenger RNA, 753 nt
Organism: Schistosoma rodhaini
Lineage: Eukaryota; Metazoa; Platyhelminthes; Trematoda; Strigeidida; Schistosomatidae
Source: the annotation of a GenBank genome assembly